UUGAACGAAUAAUUAAUAUAAUACUAUAUAAUAAUAGUAUAAUAAUAAUAAUAAUUCCAAAUUUCGAUUCUGGCCUGGUCAAAAUUAAAAUUCAACUUUUGGCCCAUCAGAUUCUGAAUUUAGCCAGCCAGAGUUAGAUUCCAGUUUUGGCCGUUUAGAUUCUAAGUUUGGCCGGUCAAAAGCAGAAUUCCAGCUUUGGCCGGCCAGAUUCGGAAUUUGGCCGGCCAGAGUUAGAAUUUCAGUUUUGGCCGGCCAAAUUCGGAAUUUUCCAUGUGUAGGCAUCUCAAUUCUAAGUUUGGCCGGCCAAAUUCGGAAUCUGGCCGAAUUCUAAGUUUGGCCACAACAUAUAUAUACUAGUUGAAACAGGGGAGAACGAAAAUACUAGAAAAACAUAGAAAAAUAUGUAGUAUAGAAUAUGUAGUAUAAAAGCUAGACGAACCCUGUAUACUGGCAUAUGAAAAAAAUGAAAUUAAAAGACAAAUAAAAGAGACAUUACUGACGCACGAACAAAAAGAGUUAGCCUACAAUGAUAUUUCAUUAAAGACAGUGAUAUUCGUUUAGACAGUCUAAUAACAGUCCAGAAUAGAAAAAUGUAACCGUCACUCGAUUCUAUACUACAUAUUUUUCUAUGUUUAAGUUUUUCUAGUAUUUUCGUUCUCCCCUGUUUCAACUAGUAUAUAUAUGCAUCUCUCUUCUAAAUUCACAGUCAUAUUAGCCUGAUGAUGAUACUGUGAAGUAUCGAAAGCUCGCUUUUUGUGUAAAAUGAUUUUACAAAAAUGUUUUUCAAUUAUAUUAAAUAUACUUAGUUUUAUAAGAAACGUAAAAAAGUCAAAGAAUGUCAAUUAUUCUAUUAAAAUUCGUCAUCGACUAACUAAAUCAUGUUUAUCUGACAUAAUUCAGCUACUUUUACUAUUACAUAUUGAAUACACACCCGCGUCUGUAUACAAACUGCAAGAAAUAUUGAAAUCAAACGUAAAAAAGUGUAAUGAAUCAUCAGCCUUAACGUUAGAAAUUCCAUCUGAUUUAACAAAAACUCGAUACCUUUGUCCACAUUGUGAUCAAAUAUCAAAAACACCUACCGAAUGUUCAAAUAAUUGCUCAUCCAACAAGAAAGACGAUAUACAGAUCGUUAAACCACACAUUUUUCUACCAUUUAAUAUUCAUAUUCAACUGCAACAAAUUUUAUCACGUGAAAAACGUAUUUGUUUUCAUGAUUCAACGUCGACAGAAACAGAUAAAGGAUUUAUGACAGGUAUAACAGAGGGUCAACGUUAUUUAGCAGUAGCCAAAGAGGCAACAACGGAUGACAAAACAAAAUUUAUUAGCCUGAUUAUGAAUGUCGAUGGUGUAUCCAUCAGAAAUAAGACAGAUGCAUCACUGUGGAUUUUCACAUUAGCAAUACUGGAGAUACAUCGUUCAAAUCGUUUUCGUAUGGAGAAUAUUGUUGUCGCCGGAGUUUCUCUGGGUUACAAAAAACCGUCGAAAAAAAUCAUUAACCUCAUGUUAACACCAAUUGUUGAACAAUUAAAGCUAUUACAAGAUCACCGCCAAUAUCUCAUUGGCAGUAAAAAUGAAUUAAUCAGAGCAUUUUUAAUAACCUCGUGCUCGGACAAACCAGCUAACUGUAUGAUUCAAGGUAUUCCGGAGCCAACUUCUUUUUAUGGUUGCAGUAACUGCGAAAUUCACGGAAUAUCAGCAUUAGCGAAUCUUAAUGCUAAACCAAACACCCGAAAAGCCACCACAACUGUACGGGUAUUCUCAACAACUGAACUUCACAAUUGGCCCACUCGACGGAAUGCUACAAAUUAUUACUUUUAUCUCAAUAAAUACGCAAGUUUGAUUAAAAACAGCCGUUUAUCAGCUGAUCAUAUACGAGAUGCAACAAUGGAUUACAUAAGUCCAUGUUUACUAUUAGAUUUGAAAUAUUUUGAAUACUCAUCAGGAUUUUUGAUCGAUACACUGCAUACCAUAUACCACGGUAUUUGGAAACGUUUAUUACGAUUAUGGUUUAACGAGGAAUCGAAAAAAGAAAUAUGGUCAUUGUGUAGUCAGAAGAAGAAAAUUGAUUUAAAAUUAAAUUAUUUGAAAUUUCCAACAACCACAGUUCGUACCCCUCGAUCAAUAUCUCGUUAUGAAAAACUUAAAGCUAACGAAUUGCGAAUUGUCUUAUUGGUGGCUUUUCCAAUUCUGCGGGAAUUUUUACACGAGAAAUACUAUCAGCACGCUCAGCUCUUGACAACAUCGAUAUCAAUUGCCGAAAAUCGUACCAUAAAAAAUGAGAACGUCAUGCUGAUGCAACACCUUAUGAAUAAAUUUAUUGAUUGUUUCGAAACGAUGUACAUGUUACGUCACGUCGUCCAAACGGUACAUAGUGCUCUACAUCUACCACAAUCGGUGUUAGAUUUUGGUCCAACGUUUGGCUUUAGCACUUUCAGCUUCGAAAGUAUACUAGAACAACAAGAGUACCGUUUACAAAUACGCGUACUUCAAGAAUGUACGUUUGAUCAUGGAAAAUGCGAAAAUGUUACGUCGAAAGUUGUUUGGAAAACGGCAGAGUGCACUGUAUUUUGA
Molecule: messenger RNA, 2571 nt
Organism: Didymodactylos carnosus
Lineage: Eukaryota; Metazoa; Rotifera; Eurotatoria; Philodinida; Philodinidae
Source: the annotation of a GenBank genome assembly